Molecule: messenger RNA, 2628 nt
Organism: Closterium sp. Yama58-4
Lineage: Eukaryota; Viridiplantae; Streptophyta; Zygnematophyceae; Desmidiales; Closteriaceae
Source: the annotation of a GenBank genome assembly
AUGGCGUCCUGUUCCGCUGUACUGUUUGCUCUGGUUGCAGCGGGAUGCCUUUUCACGGUCGCGCUGUCAAGGCCGUCAGGCUUCGAGGCUGAGGAGGCAAAUGGCCUGCCUGGCAGCAUCUUCAAGGCUCAUCUGGUAGACAGCGUGAACAAGAACCCUCGCGCCACAUGGAAAGCAGGCUACAACGAGCGAGUGCAUCGCCUUUCUAAGUCCGCACUCAAAUCGCUGGUCGGCACUUACCGCCAUCCACCAGUCAACGCUCUUCCCCGCAAGGAGCUGUCUCCCGCUGCGAUGAACAUCGAGCUGCCGAAGCACUUCGACGCGCGCAAGCACUGGUCGCACUGCCCCUCCAUCUCUUUCGUUCGCGACCAGGGCCACUGCGGUUCCUGCUGGGCUUUUGGUGCAGUUGAGGCGCUGAGCGACCGUUUCUGCGUGACCUUUAAGGAGACUGUGCAGCUGUCCACCAACGAUCUGCUCUCGUGCUGCUCCACCUGUGGCGAUGGGUGCAACGGCGGGUGGCCGUACCUUGCGUGGGAGUUCUUUACCAAGCAGGGCGUCGUCACUGAGCAGUGCGAGCCCUACUUUGAUCAGCAGGGGUGCAAGCAUCCGGGGUGCGAGCCGCUGAUGCCCACGCCUGUAUGCAAGCUGAAGUGCGAGGAUGGGGAGAACUGGCGCAGCAGCAAGCACUACGCCUCUGAGGCUUACUUGGUGGGGCGUUCUGUGGAAGCCAUGAUGACAGAGCUGCUGCUGCAUGGACCCUUUGAGGUUGACUUUGACGUUUAUGAGGAUUUCGCGUACUACAAGAGUGGGGUGUAUUCUCACCUGGUUGGGGAUAUGGUGGGGGGCCAUGCAGUCAAGCUUGUGGGCUGGGGCACCACUGAUGAUGGUGUUGACUACUGGAUCAUUGCCAACUCGUGGAACCGAAGCUGGGGCGAGGAUGGUUUUUUUCCGCAUCCGUCGAGGCACCAACGAGUGUGGCAUCGAGGAAGAUCCGGUUGCAGGUACCCCUUCCAGGACUCCAGCUCCGUCCCCUGGGGGACUGUUGGAGGGUAUCGCCACAGAGUAGGCGACGCGGGCAUGAUUCGGUCGCGCCGCGUGGCCGCGACCGUGUCCGAUGGGUCGGCAGAAUCCUUCAAGUCUGCAGCAUUCGACGAGGAGGCAUCUGGCGGCGAGUCCGCGCCGUCACUUAGACUGCAGCAGCAGCGCCUCGCUGCUGAAGCAGCACACUCAGGGUAUGACAGGGUCUCCGUAUUUCCCGAGGUAAACGCCGCGCCCUCCCCCCGCAUCCCGCCGCUCUCGACGCUCGCCCGCUUCCCCUCCGUCUCCGAAACCCAAUCGUCUUCCGCGCAAAGCCCCGACCGCCGCUCACACGCCUCCGCGCGCGUAGACGUAGGCGCAGACGUGCGCUCUCCGCGCAAUCCAGCGCAGUCCCGGUUUCCCCCAUCCGCGCAGCCCCAACACGGGCAGUGGCGGCCCCCGCUCCCAGCCGCUGUUCACCCUGUUUCGCUCCGUCAUACGCUGCCGCCGGUUGCUUCUACUGCGACGGGUGCUGCUGCUGCUGCUACGAGGAGCGACGGGAGCAUGGCAUGGCGUGCGAUGGAGUUGGAGCGGGCGGGAACGGAUGAAAGGACAGCAGCAUGGGAAGUGGUCGCACCUGCGGUAAAUCCUGAAAUGGCAGCAGCGGACAGAAGACCCGGUGUGCGAGCAGGAUAUGAGCUGGUUUUUGAGAAUUCUCAAAAUCCAGCAGCGGACAGAAGACCUGGUGUGCGAGCAGGAUAUGGUGAUGGUGGCUAUGGUGGUGGGGGAGAUGGGGAGGAUGGGGAGUGCGAGGCCCUAGAUUGCUCCUUCGCAGCAUGGGAGGGGCCACAGGCAGGAGACAUCGCCGUUUUACCCUUCUUCUCCUCCUGCCACCCGUCCGCCCGCUUCCCCCCGUGCUUCUGGCCUCCGACCGUCCUCGCCUCUGCAUCGCUACCCUUCGUUCCCUUUGUGCCAACACUCAGAACUGGGCCUCAACCAGGAGCAGUGGCAGCAGCAGCAGAUUCAGCAGCAGCAGAUUCAGCAGCAGCUACAGCAGCAGCAGCAGCAGCAGCAGCAGCAGCAGCAGCAGCAGCAGCAGCAGCAGCAGCAGCAGCAGCAGCAGCAGCAGCAGCAGCAGCAGCAGCAGCAGCAGCAGCAGCAGCAGCAGCAGCAGCAGCAGCAGCAGCAGCAGCAGCAGCAGCAGCAGCAGCAGCAGCAGCAGCAGCAGCAGCAGCAGCAGCAGCAGCAGCAGCAGCAGCAGCAGCAGCAGCAGCAGCAGCAGCAGCAGCAGCAGCAGCAGCAGCAGCAGCAGCAGCAGCAGCAGCAGCAGCAGCAGCAGCAGCAGCAGCAGCAGCAGCAGCAGCAGCAGCAGCAGCAGCAGCAGCAGCAGCAGCAGCAGCAGCAGCAGCAGCAGCAGCAGCAGCAGCAGCAGCAGCAGCAGCAGCAGCAGCAGGAUCAGCAGCGAGUUGCUCAGCGUAUGAGUAUAGCGCCCGAUCGGAGUCUAUGAGAAUCGCUUCCCUCAUUGCUGCGGCUGCUAUGGGCGCUGGUAACAAUCAAUCUUCUCCGCGCACUCAUUUGGCAGGGUGCUGCGGCUGCUAUGGGCGCUGGUAA